This is a messenger RNA of Momordica charantia (bitter melon), 2438 nucleotides long. RefSeq names its product cyclic nucleotide-gated ion channel 1. Lineage: Eukaryota; Viridiplantae; Streptophyta; Magnoliopsida; Cucurbitales; Cucurbitaceae. The record is from RefSeq and is a predicted model, not a curated record.
CUCACGGGUCACAUUUGCGAACCAAUGAGGAAGAGGAAGACUUUGGCGGCAGGCGAAGCCAUGUAUUUUCUUGAGCCACAGGAGGAUGCUGCUGUCGUAAGGAUAUACCCAUUCUGUGUUCACUAAGAAAGAGCUACAGCCUAGCUAUGAAUUCUGAAGAAGAUGACGCCAUACGGAUUCAGUCUUCCUCUCGUGAGCAUGAGACUGAGAAGCUUUCUUCCAAGGCUACAGUGGGAUCGGUUCCAGGAUUUCGAUUUUCUUCUGAAAAAAUCACGAGUUUUGGAAACAUUCAGUUUGACGAAGAAGUCAAGAGUAAAAGAUUAAGCUCCAUCAAAGCUUCUAUUGAAGGAAACGUGAUAUUCCUUCAUCUGUGGAACGAUGCACUUGUCAUGUUGUGUGUAAUUGCUAGCUUACUGGACCCUUUGUUCUGUUACGUUCUAGUUGUUGAUGAAAAGAGAAAUUGUAUUGGGUUCGACAAGAAGUUGAGGUUGACCGUUGUAGUUCUGCGUUCACUCGUUGAUAUUGGCUACAUGAUUAUGAUAAUCUUUCAUUUUCGUAUUGGAUAUAAAGCGUCAUAUGAUGCAAAAGAUGGAAGACUUUUUGCAAUAGCAAGGAGAUAUCUUUUAUCUUACUUUACAGUUGACAUUCUUUCACUUCUCCCUAUCCCACAGGUGGUGAUUUUAUUAGUCAUUCCAGCAUCAAAAGGUUCUCAUUUUACAACUGCAAUUAAGUCAAUGAAAUUUGUUUUUGUAAUUCAAUACUUGCCGAGACUCUUUCGAGUACACUCAUUCUUAAAGAAAGUUAGAUGGAGUUCUGGCAUUUUACACGAUACUGCUGGAAGCAAAGCUAUGUUGAAUCUCUUCCUGUAUAUGCUUGCCAGUCAUGUCUUUGGAGCCUUUUGGAACUUGUUUUCUGUUGAGCGCAAAGCAAGUUGCUUGGAAGUAAGGUGUCAUAGUCAUCCAUAUUGCCCUAAAAACAGAUCUCUCAACAGCUUUGUUGAGAAAUCCUGCAUGGAUGCUUGCUCAUUAUCAAAUGACGCUUUCAAAUUUGGAAUAUUUGAUGACGCCUUUAAGUUUGGUGUCGUCUAUUCAUCUGAUUUCAUAUGGAAAAUCUCUUAUUGUAACUGGUGGGGUUUGAAGAACCUGAGUUCAUUGGGUCAAGGCCUCGAUACUAGCAAGCAUAUAUGGGAAAUUUACUUCGCAACUGCCAUUACCAUGUCUGGCUUGGUAUUAUUUGCAUUUCUAGUUGGAAAUUUGCAGACAUUUCUACAGGCAAACUUUGCAAGAGUGGAGGAAUUGAGAUUGAAGGGGCAAGAUAUUGAAAUGUGGAUAGCCUACCAUUCGCUCCCCCGUGAUCUAAAGAAGCGAAUCAAACAAUACGAGAAGUAUAGAUGGCGGAAAACCAGAGGUGUUGAUGUUGAGAACAUUCUCCAUAACCUUCCUAGAGAUCUUAGAAGGGACACAACAAGACAUCUUUGCUUAGGUGUAAUAUCGAGUGUCUCCAUGUUUCAAAACAUGGACGAGAAGUUCCUGGAUGCAGUCUAUGGUUUUCUGAAGCCAAUGCUGUACAUUGAGCAUAACUUCAUCGUUCGCGAAGGAGAGCCGCUAGACGAGAUGAUCAUAAUUCAUGGCAAAUUAUGGAUCUAUUCUUCCAAUUCCAGUAAGGAUGAUGAAACAUCAUGUUCCUGGCCGGGCACUAGGAGCCUUAAGAAAGGUGAUUUCUUUGGAGAAGAACUUCUAAAUUGGGUACUGAAAGAUCCAUUUUUGUCCACUGUCCCCAUAUCCACAAAAACUGUGGCUACACACACCAAAGUGGAAGCAUUUGUUUUAAGCGCAAAUGAUUUGAAGUGUGUGGUCUCCAAAUUCUGGUGGCUUUUCAGCAGAGAGUUCAGAAACGAUCCUGUUUUUAGAGAGCGAUGGGCACCUUGGGCUGUCCUUGUCCUGCAAGCUGCGUGGCGCCGUUACGCCAAGAAUAAGCGCGUCGAAAAAGAAAAAUCUCAGCUAGGAUUGGCCACUAAAAGUGGGAAAAAUUCAGAAGCUUCAGUCACCACCUAUUUUCAUGCCGCUGCAUUCGUGGCUCGUGCAUUACAUGCUUUGAAUCAGAGGCGAAAAAGAAGAGACGGAAGCAAAAAGUUGCUAGAAAUAGAAGAUUCAAGUAAAAGCAAUGACUUGCCAGAACCUAGCAACGUCUGAGAAGAUUUCAUCUGCAACUCUGCAUAUUAUUUAUCGCUAUGUAAUGUAAUAUUUCAUCUUCUCUUUUGAACAAGCCCUCCAUUGAUUUUGGUUUCCAUGUUUGUACGAGGGCGUAGUUUACUGUUCUCAAUGGGAUUCACAGGAUUCCUGAAGGUCUCUACGUUUCAUGGCAAAUUGUGGAUCUAUUCUUCCAAUUCCAGUAAAGAUAAAAGAAUCAUGUUCCCGGCUGGGCAGUGACAGCCUUAA